Molecule: messenger RNA, 906 nt
Organism: Aspergillus mulundensis
Lineage: Eukaryota; Fungi; Ascomycota; Eurotiomycetes; Eurotiales; Aspergillaceae
Product: syntaxin
Exons: 5
Coding region: 1-906 (301 amino acids)
Biological process (GO): vesicle fusion; intracellular protein transport; exocytosis
Cellular component (GO): SNARE complex; plasma membrane; endomembrane system
Molecular function (GO): SNAP receptor activity; SNARE binding
Source: RefSeq, a predicted model, not a curated record
AUGAGUUACGGACAGAGCUACAACAAUUACCCGGCGUACGGGGAGCAGCAAUCAAACCCCUACGGCAACAACCAGGGCUAUGGUCAAAACCAAUAUGGCCAAGAUGUCGAGAUGAACCCAGUUCAGCACCCCGUGGAUCCUAACAGAUUGCUGAACGAGAUUCAGAAGAUCAAGGAAGGGAUUAGAACUCUAGACGACCUCAUAGAGAACAGGCUUGCCGUCGCUCAGGGGGCUAUGCGUGAAUCAAAUUCAACAAGGGAAGAAGAAACUGCGCGUCAGGCUCUCCAUGACAUCCAGCAAGAAAUCAGCGAUGGUUUUCGGAAACUCACUGACGAUCUUACGCGGAUCAAGAAGACGCCUGGAUCCGGCAAUGUCCAGGCGCAGCUGGAAGUCACAACUCGCAGUCUCGGGAACGCAUUCGAAAAAUACCAGAAGAGCCAGGUAGCAUUCUCAAAACAGCUGAAAGAGCAAGUGCGACGACAGGUCGCAUAUAACAUGGAAGGCCAGCCGCAAGAAGAAGUCGAACGGGUUGUCGAGGCCGUUUUGGCUGGCCACCAGCAAGCGUUCCAGGUCUCUGGCGCCAGAACUCAGAAAGCACGAGAUGCACAGGCCGCUGUUGCCGAACGUCACAGAGAUAUCGAGAAGAUAGCAACUGAUUUGGGAAAAUUAAACGAAGACUUCCAACACUUGCAAAGACUUGUUCAUGAGCAAGAGCCAGCUGUGCAGCAAAUCGACCAGGGCGCGGAGAAUGUUGCUCGGGAUCUCGGAAACGCGAACACUCAGCUUGGACAAGCUGUCGAGAGUGCGCGCAAGGCCCGGAGAUGGAAGUGGUACGCCCUGAUUAUCGUUAUCAUUAUCAUUGCCAUUAUCGUGGCAGUUGCCGUCGGCGUCACUCAGUCGAAAUAA